Molecule: messenger RNA, 1365 nt
Organism: Didymosphaeria variabile
Lineage: Eukaryota; Fungi; Ascomycota; Dothideomycetes; Pleosporales; Didymosphaeriaceae
Exons: 1
Coding region: 1-1365 (454 amino acids)
Source: RefSeq, a predicted model, not a curated record
AUGGGCACCGCGUCGCAGGGCGGGUAUGGCUGCGCGAGCGAGGCAGAGGUCGUCAGGAUCCUGGAGCGUGUCGACCAAGGCGCUGGCGAGCGCUUCGUCCUGGGUUUCGGCGAUGCGGUCCCAAGCUUCGCGGACGGCCUGCAUGAGCCUCGUGGGGCGGUCUUCAGCGCUUCUCCCCUGCAGGCUUCGCAGCCUUUGGACGGUGGCGGGCGGGUCCAUGGGCCGGGCGAUGGCGGUGAGGUGCUGCAGCUUUCGGAUGCUCGAUCGGGAGAGGUCGAACGGAGACCCCGCGAGGUUUCACCGAGCCGCUGCGCUGAUUCCCACGCCUGGCGGGUCGUUUCGUCUCGUCACCGCACGCCUGCCGAGAUGACGCUGCUGCAGGAACUGCCGCCAGACUUCACCUUCGUCCAAUCCUCCUACCAGAGCCAGGUCCAGCUGCGCGGCGCCGUGCAGGAUGACGCUGGGGACGGGACCAACGCUCUGAGCCUCAGGCCCAACGAGGUAGCCGUCAUGGCCCUGAACGAGGUCGCGGUCGCGCGCGGUCGCGGUUUCUUCUGGCACUUGCCCAGCCGAGACCGUCUGAAGAAUGAUCGAAGCACGACGAACCAUGGCAAGCAGGGCAAGGGGAAGAGGGCCGGCGACGCAGCGGUGCCCCAGGACACUCCGCCGGACAGGAUGGCGGGCCCGGCACAGCGAGUACUCCCCCUCUGGCCUGACCCUGCCCACGCUGACGGACGCCGCAGGCCGAAUUUUCCCACGAUGAUGUACCUAGACCACGCCUGGAGCGACGCGGCGCGCGAGCGCUUCCGGAAGACACCCCACCGCGCGCGCUACCUGCUCUGCGACGGGCUCCUGAACCCGCCGGCUCGCGGCGCGGCGCCAGCGAUACACCGCAUCCAGUACGCCAGCCACACGCGGUACCAGCUCUUCGCGACGGACCAGCCCUCGCUCGUGGUUCUGCAAACUCACAAGGCGUUUUACGCCAUGUCGACGGAUGACUUGGACAUGCUACGCGGGCGGACGAAACACAAUGGGGUGCAGUUCUCCCAGACAUCGAAGCUGUGGGAUGACGACGAGCACCUGGUCGAGCGCUUCACCUGCCCAGACGCCCAGGCGCUCUACGCGCAGCUGACGAGCCUGUGCAUGGCAGGUCGCAGUGCUCCCGUGACCGCAGGGGAGCUUUCCCGGUAUACACCCAGGCCCGCCGCGCUGCCGGCGCCCGCUCAGCUCCUGGGGACGGUGCCGCUGGGCAGUGAGGGCAACAAUCGAUCCGGGCCCAAGUCGAGCAAAGGCUGCAUCAGGCAGCGCGCGAGGAAGUCGGGUGGGCCGAGCGAGGAGCCGGUGGACGAGCUUGGGGGCAUCUAG